This is a messenger RNA of Gregarina niphandrodes, 1686 nucleotides long. RefSeq lists its product as hypothetical. Bases 1 to 1686 code for a protein of 561 amino acids. The record is from RefSeq and is a predicted model, not a curated record. The transcript has a single exon. NCBI's taxonomy places the organism in Eukaryota, Apicomplexa, Conoidasida, Eugregarinorida, Gregarinidae.
AUGAACAAUGGCCAUGGCUUAGGUUGUCAAGGUUUGCGUGUAUCGACCGGUUGCGGUAGAGUUCAAGACAUCACGGGCGGCCAUGUCUGUAUGAACAGCACAGCUGUCUCGCUGGAGGAUCUCGGUAGCAUUUCUCUUGACGAUGUUUUAUUCGGUGAAGCUUCCUUUGAUGACCUGUUAAUAUAUUUGAGGCCUGAUGAUGAAUGUGUUCCUCUUGAAGAAAUUUCUGUUGAAGUGAUCGAUGAUGGGGAGAGCCGUCAGGUAAGGGUGAAGACUGAAUGCUUACUCACUGACAGGCCUAUUCCUUCAUAUGAAGUCGUCGCCAAGUCCGAAAGGGGUUUACGACUGCCCGCAAAACAUUUGAAGUGGGCUUACGAUGUGCUCAGUAAGGACUGGAGGAAUUUGGUGCCAUUCGACAUUACGAAUUUGACGGUUUUCGGACUGGCCAAAAAGGCCGUGGAAGCGGAGAAUGCGGAGGAGAUCAAUUUUAUGUUGGCAGCAAGCCGCUACGCAUUGGAGUGGGGUGAGUGGAACAGUGAAGAGUUUCAACAACGACUGAACUGUGGGGUACUGGACGCGGAGUAUUGUCGAGCUGGAACGUGUCGGCGGCAGCUGUACAAGCACAAGAUUGCAUUGGAUAAGGUGAAUGAGGCCAUAGAGGACAUAUUGCAGUGUUGGCCCAUGUCUAAAUUUUUCGCUGGAUCGCUCUCAACGCGCAUGCGUACUUGGUGGAAGCGUCGUGGUCAAUUUUUCGUUUCUUCUCAGGAACACGAUCUAUUCGAUUGGGAGUUGGAUGGGCUGCUUUUAAACAAGGCGGGAUCACUGGGAGUGCCGUUAAGAGAAGUUCCAAAGGCGAUUCGGAGGGAGCAGAGGAGACGUAAGGCAAUACAGCUUCGAGGCGAAGUUGUCGGUGACACGAUACCGCCAUUCUUAGUCGGUCGUAGGGGACACAAGUUUCAGAUAGCGACGGCAGACGAGGCAGAGCUUCGGGUCAGCCCACCAUGUUUGGUGUGGGCCUAUGACGUGAAUUUCCAUGGCUGGUGGAAUACGGUGACCAAGGAUAUAGAUCCGAUCGGGCUGUCAGUAUUUGGUUUAGCCAAGGCGGUCGAGAGAAUUUGGAACCAAGUGUUUACUCUGUCAGCCUCCUGUUACUCUUGCACAGAAACUGGCAUAAGUCAUCGGGAUGGAAAAGGAUGCGAAAGGUGUGAAAGUCCUUGGGACCAAGUGGAAUUUUGGGAAUGGCUACGUUCAAGACAUUUGUGUGGUAAAAGAAACAUGAACAUUUUCAACAGUAGAGACACCUACAGGGACCAUGUAACCUACAGGGACCAUGUGACCUACAGGGACCAUGUGGACGAGAUUGCUAAUAGUGUCGGGUUUGCACUUCCCACACACCGAAAUAGCAAGAGGUACAAUUUGUCCCCAUGGGAGUGCGAUCCAACGGUGUUCCGUUGUAGUUCUAGAGCAAUGGAAAAAAGAAUGGCUUACUGGUGGAACCAGCGAGUUAAGGAGGUCAAACUGGAUCCAAAUGGUCUGGACCGAUGGGAAUUUGAACGGGUACUUCUGCAUAGACUGACUGAGCAAAGCCGGGUAUCAGGAGCUCAGUAUUCGCUAUAUCCUACAAUGCCCGGUCCUUUUACAUCUGCCGCUACUUCACGUAAAAGGAAAAAAAAACCGACUACUUGA